ACAGCACCCCCAACUACAUCCACCACAACAGCAGCCCCAACAACAGCACCGCCCACUUUAACCACAACCGCAGCAGCCACGACAACAGCAGCCCCCACUGCAAACACAACAGUAACCACCACAACAGCAUCCCCAACUACACCCACCACAACAGCAGCCCCCACAAUAGCACCGCCCACUUUAACCACAACAGCAGCCCCCACAACAGCACCCCCAAUUACAUCCAUCACAACAGUAGCCAAUACAACAGCACACCCAACUACAACCACCACAACAGAAGACCCCAAUACAACCACCACAGCAGCAGCCCCCUCAACAGCAAACCCCACUACAACAGCAGCACCCCCCACCACAACCACCACAACAGCAGCAUCCACAACAGCAACGCCCACU
Molecule: messenger RNA, 393 nt
Organism: Acipenser ruthenus (sterlet)
Lineage: Eukaryota; Metazoa; Chordata; Actinopteri; Acipenseriformes; Acipenseridae
Product: integumentary mucin C.1-like
Exons: 2
Source: RefSeq, a predicted model, not a curated record